AUGGCUGAAGAUCUGCGAGAUCGCAACGACCCGGAGCUGAAGUAUCUGUCCGUGGAACGGAACUCCUUCAACGAUCCGGCCACGCAGGCCGAGUGGACACAGAAGCGGCUCGUUUGGGUGCCGCACGAAUCACAAGGUUUUGUCGCCGCCAGCAUCAAAGGUGAACGCGGGGAUGAGGUGGAGGUGGAGCUGGCCGAAACCGGCAAGCGCGUGCUGGUACUUAAGGAUGACAUCCAGAAAAUGAACCCGCCCAAAUUCGACAAAGUCGAAGACAUGGCCGAGCUGACGUGCCUGAACGAAGCCUCCGUCCUGCACAACAUCAAGGACCGAUACUACUCCGGUUUGAUAUAUACAUACUCGGGUCUGUUCUGCGUGGUGGUGAACCCGUACAAGAAGCUGCCUAUCUAUACCGAGAAGAUCAUGGAAAAAUACAAAGGCAUCAAACGGCACGAAGUGCCACCACACGUCUUUGCCAUUACAGACACCGCUUAUAGAUCAAUGCUGCAAGAUCGAGAGGAUCAGUCCAUUCUGUGUACUGGCGAGUCCGGUGCGGGCAAAACCGAGAACACAAAGAAAGUUAUCCAGUAUUUAGCAUACGUCGCUGCAUCCAAGCCGAAGGGAUCUGUUGCGACACCGACGCCUGCACUCAUCAUCGGUGGUCAUCAUACAAGUUUAUCGGGUGAGCUGGAGCAGCAACUUCUUCAGGCAAAUCCCAUUCUGGAAGCGUUCGGAAACGCGAAGACGGUGAAAAACGAUAAUUCGUCCCGUUUCGGUAAAUUCAUCCGAAUAAACUUUGAUGCAUCCGGUUACAUCUCCGGGGCCAACAUCGAAACGUAUCUGCUGGAGAAGUCUCGUGCCAUUCGUCAAGCAAAGGAUGAGCGUACAUUCCACAUCUUCUACCAGCUGUUGGCCGGCGCGUCGCCCGAACAGCGCGAACGCUUCAUACUCGACGACGUGAAGACUUACCCGUUCCUGUCGAAUGGCGGACUGCCAGUGCCAGGGGUGGAUGAUUAUGCUGAGUUUCAGGCCACUGUAAAAAGCAUGAACAUCAUGGGAAUGACGUCGGACGACUUCAACUCCAUCUUCCGCAUCGUCAGUGCGGUGCUGCUGUUCGGCUCGAUGAAGUUCAAACAGGAGCGCAAUUCGGACCAAGCUACGCUGCCGGAUAAUACGGUCGCGCAAAAGAUCGCACACCUACUGGGAUUGAGCGUGACCGACAUGACGAAAGCGUUCCUGACACCGCGCAUCAAGGUUGGUCGGGACUUCGUCACCAAGGCGCAAACGAAGGAGCAGGUUGAGUUUGCCGUCGAGGCGAUAGCCAAGGCAUGCUACGAGAAAAUGUUCAAGUGGCUCGUGAACCGGAUAAACCGCUCACUGGACCGUACCAAGCGGCAAGGAGCAUCGUUCAUCGGAAUCCUUGAUAUGGCUGGUUUUGAGAUCUUCGAACUGAACUCGUUCGAGCAGCUGUGCAUUAACUACACGAACGAAAAGCUGCAGCAGCUGUUCAACCACACGAUGUUCAUCCUCGAGCAGGAAGAAUACCAGCGUGAAGGUAUCGAGUGGAAGUUCAUCGAUUUCGGGCUUGAUCUACAACCGACGAUUGACCUGAUUGACAAACCGGGCGGUAUCAUGGCACUGCUGGACGAAGAGUGCUGGUUCCCGAAGGCGACGGACAAGUCGUUCGUGGAAAAGCUUGCCGCUGCUCACUCGAUGCAUCCGAAGUUUAUGAAGACUGAUUUCCGCGGUGUAGCGGAUUUCGCGGUUGUGCAUUAUGCCGGCAAGGUGGACUACUCAGCGACCAAGUGGUUGAUGAAGAACAUGGACCCGUUGAACGAAAAUGUCGUGUCGCUGCUGCAAGCAUCGCAGGACCCGUUCGUGGUGCAGAUCUGGAAGGAUGCGGAGAUCGUAGGAAUGGCACAGCAGGCGCUCACCGAUACACAGUUCGGGGCUCGUACACGCAAGGGUAUGUUCCGUACCGUAUCGCAUCUGUACAAGGAGCAGCUGGCCAAGCUGAUGGAUACGCUCCGCAACACAAACCCGAACUUUGUGCGUUGUAUCAUUCCGAAUCACGAGAAACGUGCCGGUAAAAUCGACGCCCCGCUUGUACUGGACCAACUGCGCUGUAACGGUGUGCUCGAAGGUAUCCGUAUCUGCCGGCAGGGCUUCCCCAACCGUAUUCCAUUCCAAGAGUUCCGGCAGCGCUACGAGCUGCUCACGCCGAACGUCAUACCGAAGGGCUUUAUGGAUGGCAAGCGGGCUUGCGAACAGAUGAUCAAGUCUCUCGAGCUUGACAGCAACCUGUACCGCAUCGGUCAGUCGAAGAUUUUCUUCCGUGCGGGUGUGCUGGCACAUUUAGAGGAGGAGCGCGAUUAUAAGAUCACGGAUCUGAUCGUAAACUUCCAGGCGUUCUGCCGUGGCUUCUUGGCACGCCGGAACUACCAGAAACGGUUGCAGCAAUUGAACGCAAUUCGCAUCAUCCAGCGUAACUGUGCUGCCUACUUGAAACUCCGCAACUGGCAGUGGUGGCGUCUGUACACGAAGGUGAAACCGCUGCUCGAGGUGACAAAGCAGGAGGAAAAGUUGGUACAGAAGGAGGACGAACUGCGCCAGAUUCGCGAUAAGCUAGACAACUUGUCGAGGAACUCGCAGGAGUACGAGAAGAAGUACCAGCUAGCGAUGGAAGAGAAGACACACCUGGCUGAACAACUUCAAGCGGAAAUUGAGCUUUGCGCCGAGGCAGAGGAAGGCAGAGCUCGUCUGGUUGCUCGCAAGCAAGAGUUAGAGGAACUGAUGCAGGACCUCGAGUCGCGUAUUGAGGAAGAGGAAGAACGCGUCAACGCCCUUACGAGCGAGAAGAAGAAGCUGCAAAUCAACAUACAGGAUCUUGAGGAGCAGCUGGAAGAAGAAGAAGCCGCUCGCCAAAAGCUGCAACUCGAAAAGGUACAGCUGGAUGCUAAGCUGAAAAAGAUGGAGGAAGAUGUGGCGCUGAUCGAUGAUCAAAACCACAAGUUGGUCAAAGAGAAAAAGCUGCUUGAGGAACGUGCCAACGACCUGUCGCAGACCCUUGCCGAGGAGGAAGAAAAAGCAAAGCACCUAGCCAAGCUCAAAGUGAAGCACGAAUCGACAAUUGCGGAGCUUGAGGAACGUCUGCUAAAGGACCAUCAGCAACGUCAGGAGUCCGACCGUUCAAAGCGAAAGGUCGAGACGGAAGUGGCCGAUUUGAAGGAACAAAUCAACGAGCGGCGCAUGCAGAUUGAGGAAAUGCAGCAGCAACUUGUGAAGCGCGAAGAAGAACUCGCCCAAACUCUGGUGCGCAUUGACGAAGAGUCGGCGGCCAAGGCGGCGGCUCAGAAGACACAACGUGAGCUCGAGUCACAGUUGGCCGAAAUCCAGGAGGAUCUGGAGGCUGAGAAGUUGGCUCGUUCCAAGGCCGAAAAGCAGAAGCGUGACCUCAACGAAGAGCUGGAGGCACUCAAAAACGAGCUGUUGGAUUCAUUGGACACUACUGCCGCUCAACAAGAGUUGCGUUCAAAGCGCGAGCAGGAAGUGGCUACGUUGAAAAAGACGCUCGAGGAUGAAUCGGCUAAUCACGAAUCGACUCUGAUGGACAUGCGCCACAAACACGCACAGGAGAUCUCGUCUAUCAACGAGCAGCUGGAAAAUUUGAAAAAGCUCAAGAGUGGUUUGGAGAAGGGGAAACAGACACUGGAGGCUGAAAAUGCUGACCUAGCCACCGAGUUGCGCAACGUAAACCAAUCCCGUCAGGAGAACGAUCGCCGGCGUAAACAGGCAGAGACACAGAUUGCUGAGCUUCAGGUGAAAUUGGCUGAAGUGGAACGCGUUCGUGUUGAGCUUCAGGAUAAGGUGACAAAGUUGCAACAAGAAACCGACAAUAUCACCCAGCAACUGGACGAAGCUGAAUUGAAGGCGUCAGCGGCGAUCAAGAGCGCUGGAAAUCUGGAGAGUCAGCUUACGGAAGCUCAGCAGUUGCUAGAAGAGGAAACCCGACAGAAGCUUGCAUUAAGCUCCAAACUUCGCCAGAUCGAGUCGGAGAAAGAGGCUCUGCAAGAGCAGUUGGAAGAAGAUGAGGAAGCUAAGACGAAUUAUGAGAAAAAGCUGGCUGAGCUUAACUUUACCAUUCAAGAGAUGAAGAAGCGCUCGGAGGAGGAUUCAGACUUGGCCAAGGAGCUAGAGGAAUCGAAGAAGAAGAUGAACAAGGACAUUGAAACUCUGCAGCGCCAGAUCCAGGAAUUGCAGGCCGCCAAUGACCGUUUGGAUAAGAGCAAGAAAAAGAUCCAAUCGGAACUGGAGGAUGCAACGAUCGAGCUGGAGACGCAGCGCACCAAGGUGUUGGAGUUGGAGAAGAAACAAAAGAACUUCGAUAAGGUGUUGGCCGAGGAGAAAGCUAUCAGCGAGCAGGUGGCCCAAGAAAGAGAUGCUGCCGAGCGUGAAGCACGCGAGAAAGAAACCAAGGUUCUGUCUUUGACCCGUGAGCUCGACGAUGCGUUCGAGAAGAUUGACGAACUAGAAACGAAACGCAAGGGUCUGCAGAACGAACUGGACGAGCUGGCAAAUACACAGGGAACAGCCGACAAAAACGUGCACGAGCUUGAAAAAGCGAAACGAGCCCUCGAAAGUCAGCUAGCGGAACUUAAAGCACAAAACGAAGAACUGGAAGAUGAUUUGCAGCUGACGGAGGAUGCGAAGUUGCGGUUGGAGGUGAACAUGCAAGCCCUUCGCGCACAAUUCGAACGUGACAUCCAGGCGAAGGAGGAACAGUCUGAAGAAAAGCGACGCGGACUGGUAAAGGCUUUGCGGGAUCUUGAAGCAGAGCUCGACGAGGAACGCAAACAGCGUGUGGCUGCCGUUGCUGCCAAGAAAAAGCUCGAGGGCGACAUUAAGGACAUGGAGGCGACGCUCGAGAUGAACAACAAGGUGAAGGAGGACGCUCUGAAACAGGCGAAGAAACUGCAGGCACAAAUCAAGGACGCCAUCCGCGACGCCGAGGAAGCUAAGGCAGCUAAGGAGGAGUUAGCCGCUGUUAGUAAGGAAGCCGAGCGAAAGGUGAAGACCCUCGAGGCGGACGUGAUGCAGCUCUCGGAGGACCUUUCCAGCUCGGAACGGGCACGCCGGGCCGCCGAGGGUGAACGCGACGAGCUUCUGGAGGAAAUCAACUCCAACUCCAGCAAGGGUUCGCUAAUGAUCGACGAAAAGCGUCGCCUGGAGGCACGAAUCACCACGCUCGAGGAGGAACUCGAGGAAGAACAAUCAAACCUCGAACUCAUGGUCGACCGAAACCGCAAAGCACAGCUGACGAUCGAGCAGCUGACGACCGAGCUGGCAACGGAAAAGUCAAACGCUCAGAACAACGAAGCCCUCAAGUGCGGCUUGGAGCGGUUGAACAAAGAGCUGAAGGCUAAGUUGUCGGAACAGGAGACUGCUCUGCGGACGAAGCUGAAGGCCGCGACAGCCGCGUCCGAGGCGAAGAACGCCAACCUUGAGAAGCAGCUCGAAAACGAAACGAAGGAGCGGUUGGCCGUGCAGAAGGCGAACCGUAAGCUCGAAAAGCGCAUCAAGGAGCUUACUAUGAACAUCGAGGACGAACGACGACACGCUGAUCAGUAUAAGGAGCAAAUUGAGAUGGCGAACAACCGCAUGAAGACACUGAAGCGUAAGCUGGACGAGGCGGAAGAAGAAGUUCAGAAGGAGAAAACGCUAAAGAGAAAAGCUCAGCGCGAGUGCGAGGAUAUGCUCGAAAGCCAUGAAGCGUUGUCACGGGAAGUAAAUGCCCUCAAAUCGAAACUAAGACGAGGUGGAGCAAUGGGCAGUUUGAGUUCGACUCGAUUGACACCGAAGCGUGAGAAUGAUUCCAUAUCGGUGCAGGAUGAAUCGCUCGAUGGUGAGGAUAACAGUAACUGACGAAAGACGUCUUCCAAUGGCAGGCAGUAGCAGCAGCAACAGCAGCAACAGCAGUAUCGAUCACAAAACCAACAGCUCUUCGACCAUUCCGGCAACCAUUACUGAGCGAACCAUUGAAAGCGCGCGCAACGAAUAUCGCUGGCAAUAAUAAUGAUUAGUAGGUUAACCAGAAACGAUGGGACGAUUGCAAGGACGAUCUAGCAAACGGGGUAAACUUGGGGCGUGUGGGUGUUUGUGGCCACGUUGAUUUUCGAACCAUAAGAGAGAAGGUACUGAUACGAGAUGUGUUAACCUUGAUCUGACAAUUUUCCGGGGCGGAAAAGCACGCAUUUAACAGGUUGGGGGAAACGCGUACUAGCUUUUUCUUUCUAUCAUUGCUACAGAAAGCCUAUUGAGAUACGAUGUCCUUCAAUGCACUAGCGUACAUGUGCGAGAAUUUGGAAUAAGUUUUGUUUAAUCGGGGCCCAUCAGUUCACAUUCCUGUUACUUUGUAAGAAACGAUGGACAUAAAUGUGUUUUCUACGGUAUCCCACCGGGAGCAGGUGGAUUUUUAUUGAAUCGCCCUUUUUUGUUGUUAACACCGUCGUCACCCUUUUUGUUAUCGAUUGUAAAGAAUUGUCUUUGUGUUUUGUUUUAACAAUCGCUUAACCACACCAUAAAACGUUUGGUCGCGAUAUGGACAAGGAGGAGAUACAGGCUCCAUGUUCUUGUUCGGAUGUGAAUGUGGCAAUACGUAGAAGCAUCUGUCCCGGGCAACAACUGCUAGAAAAGCGUCUUAUGUUUUUUUUUGUAAGACCGACUGAAGCUGAUCAGCAGCAAUACGACGGACGGAGACCUCAGGAAGGGAAUGCAAUGCAGAACAACAACGAUAAAAUGAUAAACGUAUGUAGUCAGUGUACCGUUAGCAAAGUGCCAUGUUUUAUAACAAUCAAAUCUAGAUAGACGGGGAAGAAAAAAAGCAUAAAGGGAGGAGAAUUUCGCCAAGUGGUGGCACACCAGCAGGAGCCGCAUUUUAUUCGGUAAAUGCACGUGCAUUUACGUUGGGGAGGUCGAUAGUCGAACUUGCGGCACAUACACAGGAUGGUUUCGGGCUCAAAUUUCGACUGAGCCUUCCCAGAACGCAGGACUAUCCAGCUACGUGGACAUUUCCAGUCAUAGACAGGUUCUGACCAAACAUCGGAUGUUGAGCCAUUAAAGGAGAAGAAAACAAUGCACGUGCAUGCGAAUGUUUGGACGUGUGUACGUGUUGUGUGUAUGAAUGUGUUUGCAUGUGUUGUGCAGAAUGUGAGAAUGAAGUGAAGAGAACGAGGGUGGUGGUCUGGUAGAGGAUGCCAAUUGCCUCAAUCGGUGGCUACGAAGAAUCAAAGGAGUAUUUGACAUUUACCCUUCGAGAUCCAAGGUCCGGUUGCCUCAUUCGAUCAUACUAUCACGAAUGUAACGUUGUCUCUGGUUGUUCGCUAGUGUUAUUGUGUUGCUUUUUUUUAAAGGGUUACUUACUGUCCCGGAUCUGUGUUUCAACCCUCUUAGAGAUCGAAUCAGAAUGUAGCAAAUGAAUGUGACAGCAGAGAGAAAAGUAAGCUCAAUCGUUCAAUGGUUAACCGAUCGCGGCCAUUGUUUCAUUUCAAACACCAGUCGCAUUUAAUGUUGAGAUGCGCAUGGAAGGCAUGAGAUACACGCAAAAGAAACGCGAGUAGAAAAGUUGCGCUAGAAAAAAAAUCAAAUGGAUCGUUGUUUGGCUAGGCGCGUAUAUGUUGACGUAAAGAAAAGCAUGUGAAGCAAGAAAAAUGGCCGAAUCUGUAGGAUUUUUGGGUUAUUUUAUUCUCUUUUUUCUGAUUUUGAUUAUUAUUUAAUGAUUUUUUUUUAUAUUUUCGUCCUUUAUUUAACUGUGUAUUAUUACUAUUAUUAUUAUGAUUAUAACCACUAUUACUUUAAAGUAAGCCAGCCGUCGCGCAAACGUAUGCCUUGAUCAAAAAUCGAAUUCCCGGAGCGUGUAAGGAUAGAGAGAGGGGAGGGGCGGGUGGCAGCGGUGACAAAGGAAGGGCGGCCAACCAGAACACGCAUUUCCGCAACAAAACCCUUUCGCCCGCGGUCAUCGUCACUUUUAUGAAGCACUCCAUUUUUCUACUCCAUUCUUUCGGAAGUGGCACAAUAGGAAAAACAAACUCAAAAUAACACUUUCGGCCUCCGCCAGCCUCAUUCGCCAUCGCCACUACUCCCUCCCGCUGUUACAUACAUUGAAUAAGCCCCAUGUACUUUUUAAUAGGACAAGAUCAAUUGAGUAGACCAGCAGCGAAAGCAGCAAACGAUUAAAAUUGAUAAUAAAAUAUCGUUUAAAUAUUGAAA
This is a messenger RNA of Anopheles nili, 8262 nucleotides long. It is a transcript of the gene zip, whose product is annotated as myosin heavy chain, non-muscle. Bases 1 to 5919 code for a protein of 1972 amino acids. The record is from RefSeq and is a predicted model, not a curated record. Gene Ontology annotation, molecular function: ATP binding; cytoskeletal motor activity; actin filament binding. Gene Ontology annotation, cellular component: myosin complex. Lineage: Eukaryota; Metazoa; Arthropoda; Insecta; Diptera; Culicidae. The transcript is spliced from 13 exons.